Molecule: messenger RNA, 436 nt
Organism: Homalodisca vitripennis (glassy-winged sharpshooter)
Lineage: Eukaryota; Metazoa; Arthropoda; Insecta; Hemiptera; Cicadellidae
Exons: 2
Coding region: 59-436 (125 amino acids)
Molecular function (GO): DNA binding
Source: RefSeq, a predicted model, not a curated record
UUAAUCUACACUUUUGUUUAACAAUUUUACUUUAGAAUUGAAUUUUUAUUAAUUUAAUAUGCGGGUACAGAUUUUUAGUUUUACUUUGGUUCCAGAGAUGGUGAGAAACUACAAAAAGACUUCCUCUAGAGGAGAGUGGGAAAAAACCAACAUGGAUACUGCUUUCACAGAGGUCAAGGAGGGAAGAAUGACUUGCUUGGGAGCAGCGAGAACUUACAAUGUUCCAGAGGCAACACUUCGACGCCGACUGAAAAAGAACGUUUCGGAUAUGCCUGUCCAUGGAGGAAGAUAUAGAGAAGUAUUCAAUGAAGAGCAGCUCCAAGAUUUACACAACUAUUUGACGGUAAUGGACCAAAUGUUUUUUGGAAUGACCAAGUUGCAGUGCAGAAAACUCGUUUUGAAUACGCAGACACUUAGGGAUUUCUCAUCCGUUUAA